This is a messenger RNA of Molossus molossus (Pallas's mastiff bat), 2622 nucleotides long. It is a transcript of the gene MPP4, whose product is annotated as membrane palmitoylated protein 4. The transcript has 23 exons. The record is from RefSeq and is a predicted model, not a curated record. Gene Ontology annotation, molecular function: protein binding. NCBI's taxonomy places the organism in Eukaryota, Metazoa, Chordata, Mammalia, Chiroptera, Molossidae. The coding region runs from base 384 to 2273 and encodes 629 amino acids. Gene Ontology annotation, cellular component: plasma membrane; adherens junction.
CAGUGAGGUGACUGGUAGCUAAUAGCCACUAGUAUUUCCCCCCAAUGCUUUUCUCUGGAUAGGAGCAACAUUACGUGUUUGCAGUCCUGCAGCACAAACUGGAAACACCAAGUGCUUGCUCUGACCCAGGCACAGGUGUAGCUGCUGGGGCUACAGCAGUGAACGGGACAAACCGGGUGUCCGCUCCCUGACCUCCACAGAUAUGACCCACACGGGAGCCAGCACUAAAUGAGUGAAUGUGUGAAAGACUUGUGAAGCAUGCUGGAAUGUAGACGUGAUGGCUGGAGCCGCAGCUUCCAUCUCGGAGCAGGAAGUUGAGAAGCACACCACACCCCAGGGUGGUGGAGCAUACUGAAAUCUUUCUGGAAGCUCCGGCCAGGAGGAUGAUACAGUCAGACAAAGAAGCAGGUCCACUAGACAAGAAGGACACGAGGCAUUCUGUGGCAUCCAGUCCAGAGAGCGAUCCCUCCCAGAUCCUGAGGCUUGUGCUGCAAGAGCUAAAUCUGUUCUACAGGCGAGACAUGAAGGGACUGCGUCUCCUGUACGACCUCCUGCACUCCCCGUGGCUGCAGGCGCUGCUGAAGGUUUACGACUGCCUCCAGGAAUUUAAAGGAAAAAGCCUCGUUCCUGCCACCUCCCAUGCACAGGCGUUAUCCUAUGCGGUGGUGGAGCUAUUACAUGCAGGCUCUGGUUCCCCUGAGGUCCCAGAGCUGAGACGAAUCCUCCAGGCGCCACACUUCAAGGCCUUGCUCAGUGCCCACGACACUGUAGCUCGGAAAGAUUUUGAGCCCCUUCUCCCCCCACUGCCAGACAAUAUCCCUGAGACCGAGGAAGCAAUGAGGAUUGUUUGUUUGGUGAAGAACCAACAGCCCCUGGGAGCUACCAUCAAGCGCCACGAGACGACAGGGGACAUCCUGGUGGCCAGAAUCAUCCACGGCGGGCUGGCAGAGAGGAGUGGUCUGUUAUAUGCUGGAGACAAACUGGUGGAAGUGAAUGGAGUUUCAGUUGAGGGGCUGGACCCGGAACAAGUGAUCCAUAUUCUGGCCAUGUCUCGUGGCACAAUCAUGUUCAAGGUGGUUCCAGUUUCUGACCCUCCUGUUCGUAGCCCGAAGAUGGUGUACGUCCGCGCCAUGACUGAGUACUGGCCCCAGGAGGAUCCCUCCAUCCCGUGCGUGGACGCCGGGUUGCCUUUCCAGAAGGGGGACAUCCUCCAGAUUGUGGACCAGAAUGAUGCCCUCUGGUGGCAGGCCCGGAAAAUCUCAGACCUCCGUUCCUGCGCUGGCCUCAUCCCUUCUAACCACCUUCUGAAGAGGAAGCAACGCAAGUUCUGGUGGUCUCAGCCAUACCAGCCUGACACCCACCUCAAAUCAACCAUCUCAAUUUCUAUGGAAGAAGAAGAUGACAUGAAGAUUGACGAGAAAUGUGUGGAAGCAGAGGAACUUUCAGAAGACAAGGAGGAAUUUGUUGGCUAUGGCCAGAAGUUCUUUAUCGCUGGUUUCCGCCGCAGCAUGCGUCUUUGUCGCAGGAAGUCUCACCUCAGUCAGCUGCGCGCCAACAUGGGCUGUGCCAGCAGCUGCCACAGUGCGCUGGGUGCCCCUUAUGAGGAGGUGGUGAGGUACCAGCGACGCCCCUCAGACAGGCAUCGUCUCAUCGUGCUCAUGGGGCCUUCUGGUGUUGGAGUGAAUGCCCUGAGAAGACAACUCGUUGGACUUAAUCCUAACGAUUUUCGCGGUGCUGUGCCACACACUACUCGUCCCAAAAAGAGUUAUGAAAUGGAUGGACGUGAGUAUCAUUAUGUGUCAAAGGAAAUAUUUGAAACCCUCAUGUACAGUCACAGGAUGCUUGAGUAUGGUGAGUACAAAGGCCACUUCUAUGGCACCAGUGUGGACGCCGUUCAAGCCGUCCUCGAUGAAGGGAAGAUCUGUGUCAUGGACUUAGAGCCUCAGGGUAUUCAAGUGGCUCGAACCCAUGAAUUGAAGCCCUAUAUCAUAUUUAUAAAGCCACCUAACAUGAAUUGUAUGAAGCGAUCUCGUAAAAAUGCCAAGGUCAUUACAGACUACUUUGUGGACAUGAAAUUCAAGGAUGAAGAUCUACAAGAGAUGGAAGAUUUAGCCCUAAAAAUGGAGACUCAGUUUGGCCAGUUUUUUGAUCAUGUGAUUGUGAAUGACAGCUUACAAGAUGCAUAUGCCCAGUUGUUGUCUGCAGUUCAGAAGGCUCAGGAGGAGCCUCAGUGGGUACCAGCAACAUGGGUUUCCUCUGAUACUGAGUCUUAAUGGCUUCUGCUUAAUGUUGGAGUUUUAACAGUGUUCAUGUUUCAGAGCUCUGGAGUAACAGCUGCAAUCUAAAACAGCCAUAUUUGCCCUAUUAUAAUGUGUGCAACUUUGAAAGUCCUGUAGUUUAUUAACUAAUCUUACUUGAAAAAAAAGUUUGCAUUAAAUGGUUAUGCAGAGUUACCUGUUUGGCUAUUAGAAGAAAUUGUUUGCCUUUACUUUAUAUACAGCAAUUAAUAGGAAUGUGAACAAAGUUGAGUCACUGAGUACAAGAACCUUUCAUAGAUUUCAUAUGCUCUUUGUACAAUUCAGAUAAAAAGAUCUUUCCUAAAUAAAAUGGUGUUUAAUUUCA